AAUAAGGUGGUAUCACAGUUCAGCCAUCAUCAAACAGUCCCGGAGCCAAAAAAAAACAGAACCAACUGCUAAUGGAAACAGCUUCUUGUUCGAUUCUCAGCUCUCUGUGCUUUUCAAACAAAAACAACAACAACGUCAUCAAUAGCAGAAGAUAUUGCAGCUUAUACGCGCCCAGGAGAAACCCCUAUUUGGUUCUCCCAUUUUCCUCCACUUUCCCUAGAACAAGAAGAAGAGAUUUCUUCUCUUCUCCUGGAAAAUGUCUGCACUUCAAUCACUCCAUUGCUUUCUGCUCGCUUUCCAGCUCCGACAAUCCAAACCCAUCUCAGGAACUCGCUGUUCUUCUUGAAGUCGAAGGGGUUCUUGUGGAUGCUUAUCGUGUGGGUAAUCGCCAAGCCUUCAAUGUAGCAUUUCGAAAGCUUGGGCUUGACUGUGCGAAUUGGAGUGAACCUGUGUAUUUGGACCUUGUGAGGAAGUGUUCUGGUGACGAGGAAAGGAUGCUAAAUCUGUAUUUUAACCGGAUUGGUUGGCCUACUUCAUUGCCUACAAAUGAGAGGGGACCAUUCAUAAAAAGUGUUCUGCGAGAAAAGAAGAAUGCAUUGGAUGAAUUUGUGAUGUCAAAAAGUUCACCUUUACGACCUGGAGUUGAAAGCUUUAUAGAUGAUGCAUAUCAUGAAGGAAUACCUUUGGUCAUAGUAACAGCAUACAGUAAAAGUGGGGAUAAAAUUGCCAGAUCAAUUAUUGAAAAGCUUGGCCAUGAAAGAAUUUCCAAAGUAAAGAUCGUUGGGAAUGAGGAAGUUAAAAGGAGUUUUUAUGGUCAACUUGUUACUAAUAAAGGACUGUCUUCGGGUUCGGAUGAGCAAAUUGCUAAGGAAGCAAUAAAAGCUGUUUCGGCUGAAAAACAAAAAAUAGCAGAAGAUGUUGCUUCCAUGCUGAAGUUGAGUGUUGAGAUUGAUACCGGCUCAUCUGAAAGCUUAGGGAAGACUGCAGCUGCAUUGCGCGCUGGGGCAGAAUAUGCAGGGGUACCUUUCCAAAAUUGUGUCCUUAUUGCCGGAAACCAAACUGGAGUUGCUGGAGCUGAGCGAAUAGGCAUGCCAUGCAUUGUUCUACGGAGCAGUUUGACCUCAAGAGCUGAGUUCCAUUCAGCAAAAGCUAUAAUGGAUGGAUUUGGAGGUGCUGACCUAACAAUCUCAAAACUACGUCAGAAGAAAUGGUCCUGAUAGUCAAGUACUUGUUCCUGUGACCUUAGUCAUUCAUCUUAGCUGUUUAUUUUUGUCUACAAGUGUGAUAACCGCAACAUCCUUGUCUCAGACAGAUGUGUUAAGGCUGAAAGUAUGUCAUUCAGUUCUAUCUUAAUCUGUAUUUCUUUUGGUGUACCCUCUACAUCACGUCUUUAUUUUCUUUUUGUUAGACUAUUGAGUUCAUUUGUAAAAAACAAAUGUGGAUUGUUAAACUUUAUCAAUGCAUUGUUCUGCAGAGCUUGUUCGGGUGACAGAACCCUCGCUGAUGUCCAAAAUGUAAGUUUCAAUGUUGAGAUUUUGAGUUUGCCAUCUCAGACAAUACCAAUGGAGUAGUACUAGAUGGAAAACAGAUUUUCAGUAGGAGGUUUGUUCUCUGUGAUAUCUUGUGUAUAUAUGAGCUCUUUUUGACAUAAAUAUAAUUAAGUUGAACCAUAAUAUAACUCCACUUGCACUACUACAA
Molecule: messenger RNA, 1698 nt
Organism: Quercus robur (English oak)
Lineage: Eukaryota; Viridiplantae; Streptophyta; Magnoliopsida; Fagales; Fagaceae
Product: CBBY-like protein
Exons: 11
Coding region: 72-1217 (381 amino acids)
Molecular function (GO): hydrolase activity
Source: RefSeq, a predicted model, not a curated record